Eriocheir sinensis (Chinese mitten crab) is the source of this 3176-nucleotide messenger RNA. RefSeq names its product protein snail-like. Gene Ontology annotation, molecular function: DNA-binding transcription factor activity, RNA polymerase II-specific; RNA polymerase II cis-regulatory region sequence-specific DNA binding. The coding region runs from base 307 to 1650 and encodes 447 amino acids. Lineage: Eukaryota; Metazoa; Arthropoda; Malacostraca; Decapoda; Varunidae. Gene Ontology annotation, biological process: regulation of DNA-templated transcription. The record is from RefSeq and is a predicted model, not a curated record. The transcript has 2 exons.
AGAGGGCACGCGCAGCUGCCACGGGUCGCCACCUGCCCCAACGUUCAAAUGUGGCGCCCCGCCCGAGCACGCGCAAUCAUUGGCCUAACUUGAUGACGUCACUGUAAGUCGCCACGGCAUUGGACAGCUUUAUGACGUCAUAGCGAAGCUGUCUUGCGAUUGGCGGCGCGUGCAGCCUGGCGCGUGCCAUGUGCACCCGAGGCUAUAUAAGGCCCCGAGACCGUGGCACGUGCGUAAUAGUGCAUCAAUCUCGGCGCGGCGCCCCUGACAGAACUGCGGCACGCCCUUACUCGCUCCGCCGCCGCCAUGACGACCGCCGGCAAGGAACACAUCGCCCGGCCGCCCAAGAAGAGGCCCCUGGCACUCUUCAACUAUCUGCUGGAGUCCUCCCGAGGUGGCGAGGACGAUGAGAACCUCCAGCCGGAGGACCUCAGCAUGAAGAGCAGCAGGCGACCCUCCACGCCGCCGCCACGGCCUGCCACACCCUCCUUCCCCAGCCCCUCGCCCUCGCUAAUGACUCCAUCUCCCCUGCUCACCACCGCUCCUGCUGCACCGUCCCUCACGCCGCGCCGCCCCGCCGUCACCACUCUGCUGGGGCUCGUAGGCGGCGGCCUAGGGGUGGCCUCUGCCCUCCCUCACACCACCAGUAUUACUCACGCUAGUGAGGGCAGCGGUAGGCCCUUCUAUAGUAGCAGUAACAAUGGCAGCAGCAACAGUAGUAAUAGCAGCAGCGGAGUCAUCACUAGUAGCAGUUACACCGGUAGCACUCUCAGUCCGGGCAGCGGCAGCGGCAGCAGCUUCAUGAGCAGCGCUGGGCUACGCCUUAUCAGUGAGGUGGCGGCAGCGUGCGGGCGGCCCACCGUGUUGAGGACGCCCGGGAGCUCCGCGGGCACCCACAGCAGCCCCUACGCCCCGCCCACACCCAGGGACCCGUUGCGACAUGUGCUGCGGGAACGUGGUGUGGGCGUCCGUUCUUGGCCCUACCACCCAUACCUCCCCUUGGGCGUGUACGGGCUGCCGUCACCACUCCAGGCUGUCCACACGCCCACUUCUGUCCGCAACGAGUCCGCCAGUCCCGCCUCACGCCCUCGGGGAGGGUCUGUGUCGCCGCCGGGGGAGGCGGGAUCCAGCAGCAGCGAGAGCAGCCCUGAGGCCCAGCAGGACGGCCGGGGCCCACGCCUCACCUGCCCCGACUGUGGCCGCCGCUACGCUACCAUGGCGGGCCUCGCCAAACAUAGACAGUUCCAUUGCCUCAAAGACGCCGGACGAUCGUUCGCGUGCAAGCACUGCGACAAGGUGUACACGAGUCUGGGCGCCCUCAAGAUGCACAUCCGCACCCACACGCUGCCCUGCAAGUGCCAGCUGUGCGGCAAGGCCUUCUCGCGGCCCUGGCUGCUGCAGGGACACAUCAGGACCCACACGGGGGAGAAGCCCUUCCAGUGCCCGCAGUGUGACCGCUGCUUCGCCGACCGCAGCAACCUGCGGGCCCACCUCCAGACACAUACAGAUGUCAAGAAGUACGCGUGCAGAACGUGUCCCAAAACCUUUUCACGCACGUCUCUCCUAGUGAAGCACGAGGACCACGGGUGCCCUGGCGUGCGCCCCGCCCGCCCCAUGGCCCUGGCGCCCGCCGCCUCCCUUCCCAUCUGACUUCGCUGACUGCAAAUCUUCUAGAGAUCGCUUUCAGUGCUCAAGACGCUCCAAGGAGCAGCAAGACCGGUAAUCACAGCGAAUGCUCAGCGAGUCACCGGUGCACGUGAGGCUCCAGCCACACACCUGUCUAGUCAAGCCACACCCACGCGGCCUCCCAGAGGCCACUGUCGGUCGGCAGCCUCAAAGGACACAAUCUGGCAGCAAAGUUUAUUAGAUAAAGCGCCACCACGCAACGCCACACCUCUACUUUUCCGGUGAUCAAUAUUUUUGUCAGAUUCGGCCAAGAAACUGCCACACGCUCGCCAGGCCGGACUCAAAAGUCAAGUCUGAGCCGCGGCGCACAAUGGCGGCUGGGAAACUGGCAAAGGUGUGCCUGUGUGAGCGUGGGGCGCGGCCAGGUGUGUCUUGGGAGGCUGACGACUCUCAACAGCUUUACCUGAGACCAGCAGCCACCGCGGGUCUCCCCAACGUACCUGCAUACCACCAACCCCACCCAUUGUCCUCCUGCCGGGGGGAGGCGGAGGACGGGAAGAAAGGAAGACCGGCGUGAGAGUCGAGGCUGAGAACGAAGGGAGAGGGUGAGAGCGAGGCGAGAAAACGUGAGAGGAAGGGUUGGGAAUGUCGCGAGGAGGAAUGAGAGGAAGGAGAGCGAGUGAAUGAGGGAGAAAUGCAAGGGUGUGAGUGAGGCUUGAACCGUAAUGUAUGAUAAUCCAAUGUGUGUGCUUGAGAGAGAGAGAGAGAGAGAGAGAGAGAGAGAGAGAGAGAGAGAGAGAGAGAGAGAGAGAUAACGCAUUCCCCUCCUUCAGCACCCUCUCAUGCCCCGCCUCCGCCUACCUCCGCCGGUCCUCCUCACUCCACGCCCUCCACUCGCCUCUCAGCGGAGUGACUGGGAGUGACUCAAGACAAUACUCAUCCAAAGCUUCAUUAUACUUGUCCAGCUGUCCUCAUCCUUCCCUGUGUGUGUGUGUGUGUGUGUGUGUGUGUGUGUGUGUGUGUGUGUGUGUGUGUGUGUGUCUUCUUCGCCCAUUCCUGUUUUGUUUCCCAUUUUUCUUUUUCCCUUUCCUUGUGUCCCUUUAUACAUGUGUACUUUACCCCCUUUUCUUUAUCAUAUACCCCAUUCCUUUGCCCAUUUAUUUAUCCUGUGUUCCUAUUCCUUCCCCCUUUCCUCUUGUCCCAUUCCCCAUUGCCCCCCAACUUGCCCAUUAUAGUCUAUCGUGUUACCCAUUCCUCUGUGUCCUAUCCUCUCCCUUGUCCCAUUCCCUCUGCCCCUAUACCUAUGAGACCUCACCUGUGCUCUGUGCCUUGUGACUGACCCUCCCUUCGGUGCCCCUGGAGUCCUAGGAGAAGGGGCACACGAGGGUCGACGCCAAUAUAGUGCCAAGUAGAUGUGCCUUCUUCAGAGACUGUCUUUCUGUGUUAUAAGAGGCAUAUAUGUGUUUCCUGAAGAAUCUCACUAUGUAUGUACAUUUUACGCGAAGGUAUAUUAUAUAUUUUAUACUUUUUUACACCAAAUAAAACAGGAG